CCCAGACGUGCGCGGGAGGGGAACUGUCCCAGCCCUGGCCCCCGGGGCGCUACAGGGUCAGAAAGGACCCGCCCUUCUCAGAUUAGGUCCCAGCAGGGCGAAGGUUGUCCUCAAGGCCACGUGAGGCUUCCUCGCCCCUAAAAGCCCCAAACAGGCCGGGCUCAUGAAAGAGAAAAGUUAAGGACUCCCCAGCCUCUGCAUCGCUGCGCCCCGUUGCCGACCGCAGAGCCGCCCUUCCAACAGCCGCCUGGUCCAGCAGAGCGGAGAUCGCCGCCGCCGGGCGAUGUCCCGCCGCAGCCAGGACAGGAGCCUCGGCCUGACCCCGCCGCCGGCCCCGCUGCUCCUGCUGCUGCUUCUGGCCGCCGCGGUGCUGCCGAGCCUGGCAGAUGUCUACCAUGCAACUGUGUACUGGGUACCUACUGAGAAGAAAAUACAAAUCAAAAAUGUCCUAGACAGGAAUGGGGAUGCCUAUGGCUUUUACAAUAACUCCGUGAACACCACAGGCUGGGGCAUCCUGGAGAUCAGAGCGGGGUACGGUUCUCAGUCCCUGAGCAAUGAGAUCACCAUGUUUGCAGCCGGCUUUUUGGAGGGUUACCUCACUGCCCCAUACAUGUCUAACCACUUCAAAAACCUCUACCCACAGCUGAUUAAGAAACGUUCCAUGAUGAAUAAAGUGCAGAAGUUUUUAACGAAGCAAGAUCAGUGGACCCGGGAUAACAUCAAAUCUCACAAGAAUGACCCAUUUUGGAGACACACAGGCUAUGUCAUGGCACAAAUGGAUGGGCUAUAUGCCGGGGCAAUGCAGAGGGCGACAGCAGAUAAAACACAGUCCAUGACCCUGUUUCAGAUUCAGUUCCUGAAUGCCAUUGGAGACCUGCUGGACGUAAUUCCCUCACUUUCUCCCACACAAAACUCCAGCCUGGGGGGUUUUAAGAGAUGGGAGAUGGGACAUUGCUCGGCUCUGAUUAAGGUUCUUCCUGGAUAUGAGAACAUCUUUUUUGCUCACUCAAGCUGGUACACAUAUGCAGCCAUGCUCAGGAUAUAUAAACACUGGAACUUCAACAUCACUGAUGAAGACACCAGAAGUAGUCGCCUCUCUUUCAGCAGUUACCCAGGGUUGUUGGAGUCUCUGGAUGACUUUUACCUUCUUAGCAGUGGUUUGGUAAUGCUGCAGACCACGAACAGCAUAUAUAAUAAAACCCUACUGAAGCAUGUGGUACCCCAGUCUCUCCUGGCCUGGCAAAGAGUCCGGGUGGCCAAUAUGAUGGCAAAUGGUGGCAGGCAGUGGGCAAAGAUCUUUUCAAAAUACAACUCUGGCACGUAUAACAAUCAAUACAUGAUCCUGGACCUGAAGAAGGUAAAUCUGAACCGCAGCCUUGACAAAGGCACUCUGUACAUUGUGGAGCAAAUUCCUACGUAUAUAGAAUAUUCGGAACAAACCAAUGUUCUGCGGAGAGGAUAUUGGCCCUCCUACAACAUUCCUUUCCAUGAAAAAAUCUACGACUGGAGUGGCUAUCCAAUGUUGGUUAAGAAGCUGGGUUUGGAAUUCUCUUACGAUCUGUCUGCACGAGCCAAAAUCUUCCGGCGUGACCAAGGGAAAGUGAUUGAUAUGGAAUCCAUGAAAUAUAUCAUGCGAUACAACAAUUACAAGAAGGAUCCUUACACUAAGAGUGAUCCCUGUGACACCAUCUGCUGCCGUGAAGACCUGAGCUCAAUUAAUCCAAGACCUGGAGGGUGCUAUGACACCAAGGUGGCAGAUAUGUCCCUGGCAUCCAAGUACACAGCCUACGCCAUUAGUGGGCCCACAGUACAAGAUGGCCUCCCUGUUUUUCAAUGGAGCCGUUUCAACAAAACUCUUCAUGAGGGCAUGCCAGAGAGCUACAACUUUGAUUUUAUUAUCACGAAUCCAAUUUUGUAACUUGACAUAAAAACGAAGGAGGGAGAUGAGGGAAUAGAAGGCUGCACAUAAAAGACCAAAGGCACUAUUUUAGCUACGUUUUUUCCAUUCAGAAUUAGUCUUAAUAAAAUAUAUUCGAUUCAGUCUA
This is a messenger RNA of Hippopotamus amphibius kiboko, 2045 nucleotides long. It is a transcript of the gene PLBD1, whose product is annotated as phospholipase B domain containing 1. The transcript is spliced from 11 exons. Gene Ontology annotation, biological process: phospholipid catabolic process. The record is from RefSeq and is a predicted model, not a curated record. Bases 284 to 1918 code for a protein of 544 amino acids. Gene Ontology annotation, molecular function: glycerophospholipase activity. Gene Ontology annotation, cellular component: extracellular region. NCBI's taxonomy places the organism in Eukaryota, Metazoa, Chordata, Mammalia, Artiodactyla, Hippopotamidae.